CAGUACCAGAUCUGCGGCCAUUGUUGCCGUUGCCGUUUUGAUCCAUCUCCAGAAAAAUAAUAUGAGGGAUUGGACAAUGAGCUGCCCUGGCCUCCUCCUCCUCUUGCUCUCUUUGAUGCAACAAAGAGAGGAAAUAGGAUGUACGUAGCAACUAAAAUGGCCGGUGGGGACAUUGUUGUAUACGGGUUGAUGCAAAGGCGCCUUGGUGCCAUUGUCGACAGCGGCGCUUGAUUGAGGGGCCUCCUUUUCCUCGUUUCGUGCGGUUGUUUCGAACUACGGGGUCUUGAUUUUGGCGGGCCUUUCUGAUCCGCGGCAAUCGCUCGCUCGAUCGAUGCACAACUGAUUUUCUUUUUUAAUUGAAAUAUUUGUAUUAUAAUUGUUAUGUUUGUUUGCAAUAAUGUAUGUGUUGUUCUUGUUUCGAUUCGUUUCAGUUCAGUUCAGUUCAGUUCCGUUCCGUUCCAUUCAGAUUUCAAAUCCAGUGCACUCCAUUCCACGAAAAGGACCGACCCGACCGCCGCAAGCUCAACAAAACAAACGAGCAGCGGCCCGGCCGUGCCGUCCGAAGAGCAGCAUUCUCGGAGCAGGCUCCGAAUCCAAUUCCAAUUCCAGUUCCGUUUUCCUUCCUUCCACUCGAACGAACGAGCCGUUCCACGAGGCUUUUCCCUUUUGGCCCUCGAGAGAACAAAGCACCAAACGCAAUGCUCGUUCGCGUCGAACCAAUCCAAUCCAAUCCAAACCAAACCAAUCCAAAUCCAAAGCACACCAAGCAACAAAACGGCAACAAACCGAACCGAACCGAACCAAACCAAACCAAAACCCACAAGUGUUCGGAUUCGAGCUUUCCCGCCCGCACUUGCUUUGCAACGCACAAACGAUAGCACAGACAUAUACAGUACAACCGGCACGGACAUAUACAACCAACACGCGCGCGCAGGGCUCGAGCCCGAACCGAUGCUUGCAAACACCCAUCUUCUCUUCUCUUCUAUUCGUGUUCCUGUUCAUAUUCAUACAUCCGCCGAAUCGAAUCCUUCCCAUCGCAUCGCAUCCCGUGCCUCCAUCGAUCGCACCGUGUCGCACGUGCUUUUACACGUACAUGUACACGUACACGUACGACAGAGGUACAAUCCAAAUCCAAUCCUUCCUCGCGGCCACCGGCGCCGCUGUCUAGUAGGAGUAGUCCCCGUCGUAGUCUCCGUAUCGGCCCACCCGGCCGCGCCUGGCGUCCCGGUACAUGCCGCCCCGCUCGACCGUGUAGGGCUCGACGACCGCCGUGAUGGGGAACUCGACGGUUCCGGUGUUGACGAUGCGGAUGACGUUUCCGAUGCCGGGCGUCUCGAUGACGGCAAAGAAGGGGUGCUCGAUUCCGUCCUCGGUGUAGACCUCGACGACCUGCUUGUUGUUGUUGGGACCCUGCAACAGCUCGAUGCGGGCRUUGAGGGGACGCCCGUCGGUUCGGAGGAGAACGGCGACGGAUGCCACCGAGGGGGGAAAGGGGACUGUGUGGAUGGCGCCUCCCUGCAUGAUCUUGGGGACGUCCUCGCCGAUGUUGCGGGUGAUCUCGUCGAGGGACUCGUAGUCGGGCUCCACGGCCGCCUCGAUGGGGUACUCGAGGGUCUGGGUGUUGCGAAUGGAGACCGAGUUGGCGUUGAAGCGGGGGGUGGCAAUCACGGCCGAGAAGGGGCGGAAGUCUCCGUCCUCCAGGUAGACGGCCAUCUUGUGGGGCGUCGAGUCGGGCCCGUGCCAGAGCUCCACGUUGGCGGUCAGCGGGGUUCCCUCGGUCUUCAUAAAGACCUGCACGGAGUCCACGUUGGGAUCGGGAAAGGACCAGGUCUUGAGGGCUCCUCCCUGGAUGUUCUCCGUCUGGAGCAUGUCGCGGUAUCCGCGGCUGGGGCCCCCCCGGCGGGAUCGGACCAUGGCGCCCGAUUCGGGGUACUGCAUGGGGGCCCGGGCCAGGGGAGCGCUGGUGCGCCGCAGCUCGCGGGCGCCGCUGGAGGACCGGAUGCCGACGUCGUCGUAGUCGUACCGGCUGGACUCGAGGGCCACGGUGGUGGUGGUGGCGGGCUUGGGGGGCGCAAAGGCCCGGGCGGACCCGAGGGAGGCCAGGAAAAAGGCGGUGGAGAGCGUGAGUUUCAUUCUGCGCUGGUCUUUGUGUGUGUCUUUGUAUGGGUUGCUGUUGCUGGACCAAAUGGAAUCAGUGCAGUCUUGUAUCUUGUACCGUCAACGAAAAAGAAACCGGGAUGCGGAUCGAGGCACGGUAAGUUGGAGUGAUGGGUUGUGUUGAAGCGAAGCAAACUAAGCGGAACCG
Molecule: messenger RNA, 2305 nt
Organism: Pseudo-nitzschia multistriata
Lineage: Eukaryota; Bacillariophyta; Bacillariophyceae; Bacillariales; Bacillariaceae
Source: the annotation of a GenBank genome assembly